CCGCAGUCUGGAUGUAGUGGGCAAGAUUCGCCGUGAGAUCCAGAACCUCAAGCUUUUCAGGCACCCCCACAUAAUUAAGCUUCUGUUCAUCUCGUCUGAACCCUUCUUUCUCAACAGAGGAAAUGGGGAUCCUGUCUUUCAUGACCUGAAAUAACUUGGGGUACCAGGUGAUCUGCACACCGACAGACAUAUUUAUGGUUAUGGAGUAUGUGUCUGGGGGAGAGCUCUUUGAUUACAUUUGCAAAAAUGGAAAGCUCGAUGAAAAGGAGAGCCGACGUCUGUUCCAGCAGAUUAUUUCAGCAGUGGACUACUGUCACAGACACAUGGUGGUACACCGAGACCUCAAGCCGGAGAACGUCCUCCUGGAUGCUCACAUGAACGCUAAAAUCGCCGACUUCGGAUUGUCAAAUAUGAUGUCAGAUGGGGAGUUUUUGCGGACCAGUUGUGGAUCCCCUAAUUACGCAGCUCCUGAAGUCAUUUCGGGGAGGCUGUAUGCAGGACCUGAGGUGGAUAUCUGGAGCAGUGGAGUGAUCCUGUAUGCACUACUGUGCGGGACGCUGCCCUUCGAUGAUGACCACGUGCCAACGCUCUUCAAGAAGAUCUGUGAUGGCAUCUUCUUCACCCCACAGUACUUGAACCCUUCAGUUAUCAGCCUUCUUAAACACAUGCUGCAGGUGGACCCCAUGAAGAGAGCCACCAUUAAAGAGAUCCGGGAGGAUGACUGGUUUAAACAGGACCUGCCCAAGUAUCUAUUUCCAGAGGAUGCUUCUUACAGUACCACCAUGAUUGAUGAUGAAGCACUGAAGGAGGUGUGUGAGAAGUUUGAGUGCACAGAGGAGGAGGUGCUCAACUGCCUUUACAGUCGAAAAAACCAGGACCCUCUUGCAGUUGCCUACCAUCUGAUCAUAGAUAACCGGCGCAUUAUGAGUGAAGCCAAGGACUUCUAUCUGGCCACAAGUCCCCCGGACUCCUUCCUUGAUGAUCUGCCCGCUCACCACUUUACCAAGCCUCAUCCGGAGCGAGUCCCAUUCCUGGUGGCUGAAGCUCAACCACCACGCCCCCGACAUACUCUGGAUGAACUCAAUCCCCAGAAGUCCAAGCACCUGGGUGUCCGCCGUGCUAAGUGGCACUUGGGCAUCCGCAGCCAGAGCAGGCCGAAUGAUAUCAUGAGCGAGGUGUGCCGGGCCAUGAAGCAGCUCGAUUAUGAGUGGAAGGUUGUUAAUCCCUAUUAUCUACGUGUGCGGAGGAAGAACCCAGUUACAGGCCUGCAAACCAAAAUGAGCCUGCAGCUUUACCAAGUGGACAGCAGGACCUAUCUACUGGACUUCAGGAGCAUAGAUGAUGAUAUUUUGGAGACGAAGUCUGGUACUGCUACACCGCAUCGCUCUGGCUCAGUUGGUAACUACCGGACUACCCUGAAGAACGAUAAGAGCGAGAGGAACGGAUCGGAGGAGGGGAUAAAGGGCGAAGGCUCAGCCCCCUCCACACCCCCAGUGGGUGGGGCUAAGCAAGCCGAGGGCUCCCUCGCUUCUUCGCUGACCUCCUCAGUUGACUCAGCAGGAGGAGACACAUACCCGCGGCCUGGCAGUCAUACCAUCGAGUUCUUCGAGAUGUGUGCUAACCUCAUCAAGCUGCUGGCACGAUAACUUGCCGUUGCUCUCGUACCUUUUCUCUCACUCUCCACUUUGUCUAUCUGCUCCUCUCUUGCUUCUUGGACUUUCUACCUCUUUUGUCUUUCCAUCUCCAACAGACUCAAAUUCAUUCUCUCUCUCUCUCUCUCUCUCUCUCUCUCUCUCUCUCUGAGUGUCUUUAGAGCAAUAAGCAUGCAAGCAGAUAUCUCACGGCUCCAUGAAUCCCACACGCACAACCAAGCUGACUGGUCUGUGGUGCUACUACGAUCAGUUUGUUUGGUGGAUGACGAAGUGAAGGUAGAGCUGAGGCUCUUGAGAAAGGGAAUGCCACAGGCAAGAAGUCCAAAAGAUUGUCUAGCCACUUUAUCACUUUAUACUAACUAUAGAAUAUUCUUUUAGAGCUGGUUUUACAAUUGUUUAUUGAUGGGCUUGUUGGCCCGUGGUUGAGGUGUUGAAAGGUCUGCACGUUGAAUUGUUAUACACUGAGUUAGCUGUACUGUAUAUAACGGCACCAGAGAGAGAGAGAGAAAGCGCGAAUGAUGCACUUUUGCACAGGUUUUUCUUCACAUUCUUCAGCUGGUCAAUGUUAUAAAAGAAGCAAGUAAUUCCAGGAAGGGGCCAUCAUAAUGAAUGAACAUAUAACGACAAGGGCCAACUUUGAUCAAGUGGGUAGUGGGUAAUGUAGAGGGGUUCACUGAGUGGGCCAGUUUUAACUUGUUCAUUCUGAGGAAGUGCAAUGACCCUUCCUCUAACCAUUUUCAUAGAUACAAAAAAACAUUUUUUUGAUGUAAACUUCAUUGAGUUUUAAGAUUAAGUUUUGAUUCUUUUUCCUUCGUGUCAUAUUAGACUUCUUUGCGUUGCUCACAUUUUACACUUAUACAAGUAUAUACAGAAUAAAAAAGGCAUUUGGAUAUAUAUUUGAGUGCUCUGUAGGAUGGUAUUUUAUAUUGAAAUGACAAUGGACUGAAAGAUUUCUUUUAACAGGCGGUUGUUGAUUAUAUUGUUUUGUGAUGUUUUAUUCCAUACACUGCUUCAUCCAGUUUAAAAACUUUUAGUUGUAGAUGUUUUACAAAAAUUAUAGCUGCUUGAAAAAUGAUUACAUGCGAAAUUGACCGAAUUCAGUUUGUACUUUCAGCAGAAGACAACCAGAGACUAAAAUAUGCAUUAAAGAGGAAAUUGACAGAAAAUGUUCUUUGAGGAAUUGAAUGAACAACUGAUCUGACUACUUUGUUAAAAGUAUUGGUACAGAAUUGAAAAUCAAAUACCCACGAGCUAUUUCAGCCAGAUCCAUCAGCAAAAAACUCAAAGGGAAAACCUAGAAAUGAUAGACUGGUGUACUUGCAUCCCAGAAUUAGUCAGUUGCUGGUGGGAGAGCCAUGCUGAAUCUAGUACGUAUACAAAGCCAGAACGAAAGUAUCUUUUGCAUUACUGAUUUAACCAUAACUGAGUAGCGUAAGCAGCUAUGGUCUGUAUUUAUUUGUAUGUAACAGUGCAAAUAUAGAUUUUGGUGUUUUAAAAUUGGAGAAAGCACAUUCUGCGUGUCUGUUCUUGCUGAAGUGCCCUAAUGAUAAGUAAAUAAAAUGUAUAUUUAAAAAAAUGUACAUAGAGUUUGGGCCUAUAGUUUUCAAAAAUUGAGUAUUUUGUGAUGAUUCCUGAUCAUCUUGUGCUCUGUUGUCUGAUCAUUAAACUUAUUUUCCAAGAUCUAGUAAUUCACAAGUUUUACAGUCCUUCAGACUCAGAACAGUAUCAUUAAAAUAUUAUGCCAUAAAAAAGUGGUAUUUAUUAUCUUUGUAGGUUUUUGCUCAAACUAUUAUACCUCAUUUCAGACUUUCUCCAUUUGUAAAGCAGUAUAAUGCAGUAUGGACCACCAUAUGUCCCAGCCUUAGGAAUAUCUGAAAAGUCUAAAAUCUUCUAAACCCCAAUAUAUAAUCCAUAACAAGGCCUAUAUAAAGUAUCCAUAUUUAAAUUUAUUAAAAUCAGGCACAAUAUUGGUUUUUUUUUCCUGUCUCAAAGGUGUAAUUACACAUGUAUUUUGUUAAUCAGUUGUCUGAAAGGAUGUUUAACGUAUUCCAUAUUGGCUUUUAUCAUUAUUUUGAUUUUAAUACUUUUGACCUUUUAAAAAGCAUCUCUGUCCCAGUGGAUCUGUAUUUCAGUCUUGACAUGAAAGCACCUUAUGGUGGUUACACACAUUGCUACACUGAAUAUUUGUGCUGAGGUGUCACUAUAAUCACUAUUAUUGGGUUCAUUGUCCCAAGGCUUAAAAAGUUGCAUGAUCCCGAAGAUAUAACGUCGAAUGAUGACACUUCAUUUUUUUUUUUUUAAUUUUGUCAUUUUUCUUUACUUAUUUCCAUUUUAUAUGAACCUCCUGUACUGAAAAUUGGUCAUGGAAAGAAAAAAAAAAAAGACCAUGAUCUGCAGCCAUAUAAGAAAAACAGAAAACAAACCUGUCAGAUUUUAUUUUGGUGAUUUAUAAUGUCAAACAAUUCAUCCUUGUUUUUGUAAAGAGAGAAUCAUAGUGUCUGGGGACUGUGUUAUGAUUUCUGAUGUAGCAGAUUUUUCCACAUGCUGUGUUUUUGUCUACUGCAGUACUCAGGUGGGGAACAUCUGGUGGCUUUGUCUUAACUGUUUCAAAGACACUGUUAAAAAAUAAGAUUGUGAAACGUGAGGUUGGCCAGUGUCAAAUUCCUGAUUGUGUUUAAAGGACAUUUUCCAUUCAAUUGCCUAAUAAAGUCCUAAAUGGCA
Neoarius graeffei (lesser salmon catfish) is the source of this 4373-nucleotide messenger RNA. It is a transcript of the gene prkaa1, whose product is annotated as protein kinase, AMP-activated, alpha 1 catalytic subunit. Gene Ontology annotation, biological process: intracellular signal transduction; protein phosphorylation. Gene Ontology annotation, molecular function: protein serine/threonine kinase activity; ATP binding. The record is from RefSeq and is a predicted model, not a curated record. Gene Ontology annotation, cellular component: cytoplasm. The coding region runs from base 195 to 1646 and encodes 483 amino acids. The transcript has 10 exons. Lineage: Eukaryota; Metazoa; Chordata; Actinopteri; Siluriformes; Ariidae.